This is a messenger RNA of Galleria mellonella (greater wax moth), 9114 nucleotides long. RefSeq lists its product as uncharacterized. The record is from RefSeq and is a predicted model, not a curated record. Bases 281 to 4663 code for a protein of 1460 amino acids. The transcript has 5 exons. Lineage: Eukaryota; Metazoa; Arthropoda; Insecta; Lepidoptera; Pyralidae.
GCAUUGAAAAGGUAUAAGGAUUCUUCUACUUCUGAUAAUUUUUUUACAUAUUACAACAAAAAUUUUUGAAAAUAAGAAUAAAUUUAAACAAGUUAUUGGAUGCAUAUAUAUAUUACUUCUUUAUUAUAAUGUUGAAGAUUUAGAUUCGUUAGAUUUUUAAUAGUAAGUAUAUAAAAAAAAAAAAAUGUGUCGUGGCUUAGAAGUCAGCGGCCAUUUUGUGUUCAAAACAUCUUCAAAUGGUGAAAAUGGUCUUGCACCGAAAUUAAAUUUAUAAGAUAAUAUGGAGAAAAAUAUGAAAGUAUUUUCUUCAGAAAUUACCAGAGGACAACAAAAGGAAAUCAGCGGUCUUUACGAAUUGAUAAAUAUAACUCCUGCUAAACCUAUAUCGUCCUUGAAUAUUAAAGAAAGUUAUUCCUGUAAAUUUCAACCAAGAACCGAUAAACAUUAUGAGCCAAAGAAAAAUAAUAAACAUAAAGUAAAAACUGUUAGAGAUAUUAGAAGUUUAUUUGAAAAAGACGUAUACCAUUAUUUAUCUGACGAUUUGGAAAAACAACAAAAAGUUUUAUUAAGAAAAAUAAGAACUGGUUCUUCUAAAGACCCAAGUACAAUUCAAUUGGCGAAAGACAUCUUCAACUCUGACAAUCCUAUAUCUAGGUCGUCAUGGCAAAUGUUAGUUAAUAUUAAUCCAGAAAAGCACGCUCAUCCAACUCAAUACAUUUUAUGGAAUGGUAAAUGUAUACAAGUAAAUGGUAGUAAAGGUGGAAGAUACAAAUUUAUUUAUAAUUAUGAUUUAGGACGAAAUAAGGAAUCUUUAAAACCAAAUGCAGGCAUUAAAAAAACUAUAAAUAAAAAGAAGAGACUUCUGCAAAAUUCAUUAACUGUAAAAUUUAAACCUGGUCCAUUGAGACUAAAAAAAUACCUUGACGAUUCGUAUCAGAAGUAUCAUGUCGGUAGUACAGAAUUAGUUAAUUUACCAAAACCUGGUUUAGAUAUUCAACCCAGCUAUGGUUGCUCUGUAGAACCUACAAUUACAAACUUUCUAAAUAGUUUACGAGAUGUAGAUGGUUUAAUAUCCAAAAAGUGGGCUGAGUUUUCAGUGUCUGUGUUAGGAACGAUAAAAAAUUCCAAUCCUGUACAACACGAGGAAAACUCCGUUACUUUCGAUUUGAGUUACAAAUAUGAUCAACAUCGAAUACUUAUGAGAAGAGACAUUGAUAAUUGUAACAAUUUGCGUGAUCAAAAUAAAUUUAAAUCACAAACCAGAAUAAAAAACCUUAAUGAUAUCUUACCUGAUGUCAAAACCGUAGUUGAACGUAUUUUAGAUACUGUUGAAAUUAGCCUUACUCAGGACAAUAUGUAUACGGGCAUAGAAACCCCUAGAAGUGCAUCUCCUGUCAUUAUAUCUAGCAAUACUAAAAAUUUUUUAUCCAAGGAUAAAACUAAAAGAAAAUACGGUGAAUUGGAUAGACUUGAUGUGACUAUUAUAACAUUACCGGAAAAUUCGGAACAAUUUACAUCACAAACAUGUUUAAAUUCAUAUUGUACAUUGGGAUGUAUUUGCGCAUCGCUAAAAUGUCCUCUUAUUUUUAAAAAUCAUUGUGGUCGAAUAGACUGUAUGUUUGAAUGUAAAUGUGACUUCUCAAAAUAUAAGAUAACAGAUACUUUCGACAGUGACUAUCCCGAAUUUUUACCAGGUUUGAUAAAUUUAGACAACGCGAUGAGUUUAAAUUUAGCAAAGGAAGAACAGAAAUUCCAUCAAACUGUUGUUUUUACCGGAGAAAAAAGUAUUUUACUAAAGUCUCGAAAAAGGAACUGGAAAACUUCAAAAAAGUAUGCAGAUUUUUACAGCAGUAUGUGUUUAAAAACAGAAACUAAAAAAGAACCUAUUUUAUUUAUAGUUGACAUGAAACUUAAUUGUGAAAAUAUUGAGCCUUGGUGUAUGGUGCAUAAUUUAUAUAAAUGUUUUUGUAAAGGAAAGAUUACAAGUAGUUCAUAUCUUUUGGCAGCAUCACAUGAUACGCACAUCACUGAAUCAAUAGUUUCAAAAGAUAAAGAAACAUCUCAUAUACAUAAUAGCUUACAAAGUAACUUAUCAAAUUGUCAUCAGCCUAAUUUAAAUAACAUAACACGACCAAGAUUACGAUCGGAACGAAUCAAAAAUAUCGAAGAAACGCAGAGAUUGAGUAAAGAUUCUAAUUGUGAAAAUAAUUCUGUAACUUCAAAUUCGAAUGAAAUAUUGUACUCAUAUGAUAGUUGUGCCCGUGUGAACCCGUAUAAUGGAAGGAAAUUCAGCAAUGGCUACUAUAAAAAUGCUAAUCAUAAAAUCUUUGAAUUAGAGAAAAAUGAUCUUAAUUUAAGUAAAAAACUACUUAAUUUAUGUAUUCAAAGUGAGACGAGUAACAAUUAUAAUGUGUGUAUGACGAGUAAUAAAACAUCGAUAGAGGAUACAAUUAUCAUUUGCGAUACAAGACCCUCGGAUAAAAAUAGAGAUAAACUGUCUUCUGAUGAUUUGUCUGAAAACAAUGUUUUACCUAGUAGCGUCAGAUCUAGAGUGGAUAGUACAAUGAACAAAAGCAAGCUAAUAGCUUGGCUUGAGUAUAGUUACAAACAAUAUAAAAAGCGUGCUGAACAAGGUAUUGUUAGUACUACUUUACAAGCUCCUAAGCCUAAUAAAAUAGUUUUACAUCCCUGGGAGUUUAUUUUAAGUAGAUAUAGAGAACGAAAAAAUCAUUUUUUAAUUUCGAAGCAGCAACCAUAUCGUAUAUUCAUGGCGGUAGAUACAAAGCAUCCUUUUUUCUUAGAAUGUAUCAAUAUUGAUGAUAUUCGAUUUGCUGAUCUUCAUAAAUAUCCUAUAACAAUCAAAAAUUUGCUUACCAACGCAACUGAUUUGAAAGACAAUUUUUGUAUAUUAUGUGGUUUAAGUCUAUGUUGGGAAUUAGUUGGAUCCGUAACAAAAAUGAGUGAAACUAGCAACAACAGUGCUGAAGGAGAAACGAAUCAAAGUAUGUUAUCAUGUGACAAUAGUGAACUUUUAAAAUAUUUGGACGAUUCCAAUAAUUCCUCGAGUAAAAUGUCUGAACCUACUACGCCAGAUAAAGAUAAAAGUGAAUUUGAACUUCUUCAUAAAAAUACUACUUCGCCAAAUAUAAGUAAUUCAACAAACUUUGAAAAUUCUAAUAGUACUCCAGAAUCAUCAAAAUGGUUUGUAAUGACGGUCGAAAAUGACUUUAGUGAGAUUCAAUUUUUUAAUAGAGGAUUUUUCGUAAAAUACGAAAGUAUCAUAAGAGCUAUUAGUAUAGCACGAAAGGCUAAUCAAACAGUUCGAUUAUCUUCUCAAAAAUGUACGGACAAAAAUAGUAAUCCGCAAUUUGGUAUAUAUGCUGUUCCAUACACUAAUGAGUAUUGUGUAUUUGUUGGCCCUUAUGAACCUAAUGAACCUUUAGGGGUUGAAACAGUCAAAACUGUAUCAGAUGUUCCAAAACCAAAAAGGACUAGAGGUUUUUGGAUUACUACUGAUAAAAUUGAUAAUUUCAAAGUCAUUGACAAUCCUUUAUCAUUUAUGCCAGAUAACAUAUCUAUAGAUAAAAAAAUUAUGCCUCUAGAAAGCGACGCUUAUAGAGAUGAUCGUCCUAAAAUAAACAUAGAUAAUAGUAUUGAGGCAGCUGAUACCAAUAAAUUAGAAUUAGAUUCUUUUAUGAAAGGUCAGCGUAUUAUUAAACCUAUAAAAAUUAAGAAAGAACAACUAUUGAAAUCUGUUUCGUUGCUUAAUAAAGUUAUCCCUCAAAAUAAUGUCUUAGAUGCUAAGAAGACUUCACUUUUGGGAAAUAAUUGUUUAGUAAUUAAUACAAGCCCAAACGUUCCAACAUUGCGAUCUUUGCUAAGUAUAAAUUUGCCUGUAGAUGUAAAUACUUGUUCUGAAUCUACAAUAAGUGCGGUGAAUGAUAAAACAGAUGCAAUAUUAAUGGAAGAUAGUAUGCUAUCAGAACUCAAUGAUCAUGAAACAGUGGCAACAAAUGAUCCGCUUCCUAUACAAAUAUCUGAAGUGUAUUCAGAAUUUAAUAAACCUUCAGAAAAAAGAAAUGUGACAAGCGAUGUUGGCAUGCUUAUUUUAAAACCAGAAGAAAUAAACGAAAGAAUAAUGAAUAAUAUAAAAAUGUCAAAACCACCCGACUCAAUUGAUGCUGAUGAAGAAAUAAAUAAAGACAUUUUUAAAUUCUUGUCUAGUAAUGUAAGGAAUGAUAAGGAUGACGUUUUUAUAAUUUCUGAUGACGAAGAAGAAGAUAAUGCAAAAUAUAAUUCAAAUGUUAACGACUGUAAGGAAGUAUGGAUAGAAUGUGAGAAUAUUUUAACAGUAGGUUGGAUAGUAGCAAAAAGAAAUUCAAAAAAGUUUUUAAGCUUCAAAAUUCCUGGAUUAAAUUUUAGCGAAUUUUAUGUACAAGACGUCGCCUUUUCUAAAAUUAAUAAAGUUUUAUCUCAAACAGUCAAUAUACCUGAACAUAUGAAAUUAAAAUGGCGAGUGGUAGACUCAAAAAGUGAACUAAAAACAGAUCAUCAAUUAAAUUUUGAGUAUUUGCAGCAUAAUAUUUGGAAGACGAAAGAACCAAAUAUUUCAUCAGAUAUAAGAAAGGUAUUUAAGGAAGAAAAAGAAACAGGUUUGUACUGAAGAAAACGCAGGAUCACCAUAAGAUGGUGAUAAUUCAAGAAAAUAGAUGGAGGAAAUAGUUUGAUCUUUAUUGAAUAUUUCAUUUUAUAUUUACUAAAGAUAUUCAAAAUUUCCUAAUUUUUUUUUAUAUGAAGACUGAUUAGCUUAUUUACUUAAAAAAAUAUUGUUGUACUAUAUUAGUAACUACGUAAUAACGAUACAUUUUAAAUAGACGUAGGAAUUACAUUCUAAUAGUUACAUAAAUGUAAUAAUGUAAAAUAGUUUAUGUUAACUAUUAGUUUUUGAGAUAAAUGUCUAUAGGCUAAAUUACAAUUUUCUAAUGACUGUGAAAUUCAGGAAAGACCGGAAAUGUGCGAUAGCCAUAUUACAUCGGCAAACGGUAAUAAUUGCCAUAAAAUUUUAUUGGCAGGUAGGCACUUUACCAGUGACAGAAGAAAUUACUACAGCAGACGUAUUGCCUGCGAAAUUUCGCUCAAAUUUCUUGCCUGCCCGUCAUUAAAAAUACCUAAACAUUUGCUAAGACUGCUGCUGAUGUUUUAUUUGGUCUGUUGAUAGACUGAAUGUUUGUUAAAAGUGUGUAUAUUAUAUAAUCCAAUAUUUGUAGAUUCUUAUCUCAAAAUAUAGUUUUUUUCUAAGCAAGUCUAAUAUUUAUAUAUUUCACAACCAUUCGCCUUGUACCAACACAAAAGUAUGGACAACAGUAAAAAUUUUAUUGUUAAAAAUGUCGUAAGCACACAUUAUAUUUUAAUUUAAUAACUACCGAUUUAACUUAAUAUGACGCGAGCAUGAGCCUGACUGCAUGCCUUGGCUCAGACUCGUACUCGCGUCACAGUCACUCCUGAGGAUCAAGAAUUGAUUCCGAAACUAGUUGAGCUUUUUAUUAGUGAGUCCGUGGUUUUUAAAUAUAUCGUAUAACUCUUCUUAAUUUAUGUUUCAAACAGAUUGAGCAAUUUUUAUGUUGUUCUUUAUUCUAAGAUUGGUUUAAUCAACAUGUUUCUUUUAUUGCACAUUUUCAAUAUUUUCACAGCAUACAUUUCUGUUUUUCCAAAUAUUGGAUGGGAGAUAAUGCUAUAAAGCAUUAAGUUCGUCUUUUGUAUCGAACAUUUUAAACCGGUAGUUAUUACAUUAAAACAGUUUUUUUUUGUAAUUAUUUUAUCCGCCCUGGGAACCUACUCGUAGUAAUCUGUAUUACCUGGGUAAUUACAAUGUUGUUAUAGCUAUUAUUUUCAAAUUAUAAGAAUUAACGAGUGUUGCUAUUUUUUUUUUAUAAUUUAACAUGGAAAGCAAAUAAACAUUCAUAGAGUUGACGUCGCGAAAUCUCAAAUAAUAUAUUUGGGGUAGUUUCAUAACGUUUUAUUUUCAACAUCUUUGCAUUAAGAAAUAAUGAUUAAUUUUAAUCUUGUCAAGCGUCUAGCGAGCACGGUUUUAUCCGGUGAAGCAUGAUUUUUCGGCUUGACUUUUAUUGCAUAUGAAUCUAAAGUGGCCAGCAUUAUAAAAAUCAAUGUGGAUCCCUCUUGUAGGUAGAAAUAGGUGUGCGGCCACAUAAUUCACAAGAAGGUUGUAGAUGUAUCGGUGGCGCAUUUAAAUUAGAAAUAAAUAACUACUGAAUCAACAUUUAUUUAUUAAAUUUAUAUAUAAUCAUAUAUAUGUACUUAGAUUAUAUAAAAGAGGCACUAUCUAUAUAAUCUAAGUCAUGCUUGGAAAAAAAAACAGGUAAAAUUUUUUAUACGUGUACUUUCGUUUUUCAUUGUUAUUAGCCUUUAUCUUCUGCUGAACAUAAGCAUCUCUCAUAAAGAGAGUUUUAUCAAUAGUUGCCACGUGAAACAGGCGGUUUGGCAACCGCAUUUUGUCAUGUUUAAAGAAGGGCCUUGUUGCCCAUUAAGUUUCCUUAGUCUCCUCUUACGACACCCACGGGAAAGGAGGGAGUAGUUCAUUCUAUGCCGGGACCACACGGCAUAAUUAACUUAAAACAUUAUUAAUAUUUUUUAAUCCUUUAUAAUAUUUAACUUUAUUUAUAUAUUCAAUUACAUUAUUUAUUUAUUUUUAAACAAAAUUCACAUAGAUGGCAUUCUAACCCCUGGUAGAAACAUAGUCAGCCGGCAUUAAGGGCCUCAGAGAGAGAAACCGGCGUACAAUGCGGGUAGUAUCUAAGAGCACCACUUCAUGCAACUUUCCCGGGAGUAAGCUGCCUCGGAAUCUCAAUCGUCUGAGGUGUUUUUUUAAUUGAUAAUAAAGGAAUGUUAAUCCUGCCUACGCCAGCGGUAUAUGCUGGCAGGCCGCCAGUAAUGGAUGAUAGAUGAGAAUGAAAAGGCAGAUCAGUUAGUCCAUUACGAUUAAUACACCUGAAAUUCAGCACGAUGGUUUCCAGGGAGGACCACGUGGAGAUCAACCUGACAGGGUAUAUUGUUAUCAAUAGGACUGGUAGUCCUCAUUACUUUCCCUUUUCAGUUUUGGUUUUCACGAGAUUCUCGUCAUUUGUUUAUUACUGGCGGCCCGUCCCGGUUUCGCACGGGUGGACAUUUUUACAUUUUACUAGCUAGUUACUUAUUUCAUAGAUGUGCCCGCCCCUACCUGCCCCUCUCCCACACCGCUACAAUGCCUGGCUAGCUAGCCACGCGGCCGGCACGGCGCGGGGGCGGACAACGCCUUUUCUAUAUUCGAUAAUAUCUUUCGUAUGGAAUAUACCUACGAUUUGAAAAAUUCAAAAAUAAUCUGCAGGUAUUGAAACAAUUUUGAAUACAAAAUAAUUUAUUUGGAUAAGAAUGGUGGCUCUUUUAUUAAUAAUUCAAGUAUUGUGUCAUAACAAUGUAAUUUAAUUUAAUAUAAAUCACAUAUAAGUCUCCAUAGUACUCAUAAUAUCUCUAUAUAUAUACCUACAUAAAUGUUAUGUAAGCAAAAAACAUAUAUAUAUACAAAAAACAAAUAAAUUUAAAAUAAUAUUCAUUUUUUAAAAUUACUUCAUUUUGGAAAUUUUAUUCAAUUGUUUGGCAAUUUUUUCGUAUACCUGCAAGAUGCUAAUAUUUAUAAUUGUAUUUACCCUUAAAAUUUACGAUACCAGUGACAAACUAUUCCUUUAUUAUUUCUAUUUUUUUGUCUUAUAAUUUUUGCAUUUUUUCAAUGCACCUUUUCAAAAUCUCAUUUUAUUUAUUAAAUGUAUUUUUUUUUUACUAUUUAAGGAUCCCUCGUUUGGUUAUGAUCUCACCUGAUGAAAACAUAUUACCUAAAUAUAGAUACUUUAAGAUACGUCGUGUACGUAAGUAUAUAGAACACAAUUAAAAAAAUGAAUAGUCUAAUUGGAUAAUUAGCUGAUAAAAAAAUUACCUAUUUUUAAGACACGAUGUCUGUUUUUAACAUUUAUAUAAUCUAAGCAUGUAUAGGUUUUUUAAUAUAUAUAACCAUAUAUAUGAAAUACUUCUAUGCCAGGUGAUGGGAAAAGAAUCUACAAAUAAAAAAUAUAGGAAUGCGGAACGAUUUGCGGUAUUAUUUUAUUAAAUAUUGCAAUGCGGGAUUCUAACUGCAACAACGCAAAAUGCAGGAUGGUCGACCGUCUUAUACAGAUCCAUAGGAACCUUUUAUUGGUUUGAACUUAUUCUUUAAAUAUAUUAAGAAUAACUGUUAUUAGUUAACUAGACCUACUUAACUAUAAACUUUAUUAUUUCUGGCCGAUUUGAAUUAUAUUGAUCUCAUAUAGGUUCGAUUGUAAACACUUAUUAACCCUUUGCACUCCGUUGACGCCAUAUUUGCGACAUUAAAAUGUUAACAUUACAUCCACUGUCGCGGCUACAGCGACCUGGUUGUUUUACUGACUUAGCGCCCUUAAUACUUAGGUAAGCGAAAUCGUUUAUGUGUAUCUUAUAGUGUUUAUCAUAUGUUUAUUAUGUAUACAUUAUAAUAAGUUAUUGAUAAGUUAAUGAGUUAUUGGUAUCCUCUAUGAGUAUACCAAUAAUGAUACUAGACUGGAGUGCAAAGAGUUAAUAAAAUUGCAUUUGAUAUCUAAUCCAUAGAGUUAGUAUACCGUACUAUCUAAUUAGUUUUAAUUUUUUUUUAUGUACCAUGAUGACUGACAGUAAGUAUAAAUAUAGUUUCAUAGCUUAUUGUUUAGCUUAUAAAUGUGUCUGUGAUAUUUUAAAAUACUGAUUCUACUGAUUAGUAUCUACUUUUAUGUCUUACAUUGAAAAGACACGCCAAGUACAAUUAAUGGAUUUCAAUUUUAGGAAUAUUCAAAAUCAGACCUGACAAUAUUGUAAAGAAAUUGUUAUAGCUAGAACGUAAAUGCGUAUGCCUACUAUUGUUGCAAUACUUUUUGAAUACCCAGUUGUGCACUGCAAUUUGGAUAAUGUGACUAUUUCCACUUUACAGCUUUUCUACUAUUAGAAUGUGGUAUUAAUUAUUCGAUUAUUGUUGUUGUAAUUGUCCUGAAAAACAGCAUUAAAGAAUAUUAAUACACUGUC